ACCCUCUCAAUCUUCACACUUGUACAUGGAACUCUGAAUCACUGAGAAGAAGGGAAAGCAUACUCAUCGCUAUCAGACCUUUGAUGCGUAAUAUGGCAUUGCUGAGUGUCUGUGGCUGGGAUGGAGAAUCUACAGGUCAACCAGGAGAAAGUAAUCUUUGUUUAUUUCCAAAUUUUACAUUAGGUGCUCCCCAUCUUCUUCCAUCUGCCAACAAGCUUUCUUCUUCUCACCUUCGCAACACUGGUCCCCCACCACCAGAACAUGGCACUACCACUCUCGCCUUUAAGUAUGCAGAUGGGGUGGCUGUUGCAACAGACUCACGUUCCUCUGCUGGAAAUCUCGUCUGCAGCCCUGACAGCCGUAAAGCCUUCCUUGUGCAUAGUCAUUUGCUGGCCACGACUUCUGGGAGUUCUGCCGAUUGCCAUUUCUUCAGAAGAGCUUUGUCCAGAGAGUGCAGGCUCUACCAGGUGCGGAAUGGGUACAUGCCAAGUGUCAAAGGAGCAGCAAAAAUGCUGAGUGUCCUGAUGAUGCCAUUCCGUGGAACUGAUGUCUGUGCUGCCGUAACUUUAUGUGGCUGGGAUAGAGAUGGCCCUUGCAUCUGUUACGUAUAUAAUGAUGGAACUCGUCUCUGCUCAGAUAUCCUGUCAGUUGGAUCAGGCUCUCCAUUUGCCUACAGCAUUAUAGAUCAGGGAUACAAACCUGGAAUGAAGGAGGAAGAGGCCCGCCAGCUUGCUAGAAGAGCAGUGUGCCACGCAGGCCGAAGAGAUGCCUAUUCUGGCGGAUUAGUGGAUGUGUACUGGGUGAGAGAGGGAGGCUGUGAAAUGGAUCCUAGAGAAGACUUAUCACAACUUUAUGAGCGUGUAAAAGAAGAAGAAAAGAAAAUGAUAAUGACAGUGUGCAACAGUUCUCCUCUCUUAAAUUCUGACUAAAAUGGAAUAAACCCUAUUAGCAUUUAACAUGAUCAAGUAAAUAUAACAGCAAUUACUAUGACCAUGUUGUUUAAUGUGCUUUAAUAUUUAUCUGAGUUGAUUUUCCCCCACAAAUCAAUUAUUCUGCAAAUGAUAUGCAGCAAUUUUAUGUAUUUAAAAAGUCAUAGCAUAUCAGAAUUGUCAGUUUCACAUUUUCAAAGUAAACACAGGUGAGUUUGGCAAACAAAUACAUUUUCUAAGCACUUUUUAUAA
This is a messenger RNA of Rana temporaria (common frog), 1181 nucleotides long. RefSeq names its product proteasome subunit beta type-11-like. Gene Ontology annotation, molecular function: threonine-type endopeptidase activity. Bases 84 to 929 code for a protein of 281 amino acids. Lineage: Eukaryota; Metazoa; Chordata; Amphibia; Anura; Ranidae. The record is from RefSeq and is a predicted model, not a curated record. The transcript has a single exon. Gene Ontology annotation, cellular component: proteasome core complex.